AUGCAACAUGACCGAUCGACAAACACUCCUCCUACUAAAACACACGGCGGUAACAGUGGAAAUAUGUUGAAUGCCUCAUUGGGACGCAUGAGUGCAAGCCAAUCGAGACUAACUGUUGGGUCAAAGCGUGAUGUAUCAAAUACCCAGCUUCUGAUCAAUGGAGCAUCCAUCGUGGUGAGCCGUAAAAACAACCAUAAUAUCGAACCCACAAGGCAUGAGAUACCCAAUUCUCAGAAAUUCACCAGUAACGUUGAUGAACCAAAGAGUUCAAUUCAAUUGACUCUCUGGUUCCACGAGAUUCGUACGACUCCUGAAGACGUACUAGUUGAUUCAAAUGUGUUACCUGGUGGCGUUUCACCAGGCCAAAUCUAUGAGCUACAAAGCGCAGAUGCAAAAUUGCCCAAGAAGUUGGUGUUCAAGUUGACACAGCAAAAUAUUCGAGACCACCAACCAACACCCGAAUUAAAGCCGUUGGAUGCUCGACUGAAGCAACAACAGUCUCUGUCCCAAUCACAAAUCUCGCUACAAUCAAAUCCUUUCCAAAGGUUACUAGACCUAGCGCCCAGGAGCAUUGUACUGGUACGACGUGUUACCAAUUUGGAUGCCAUUGCUAUAGACUCGAUGGAGAUAUUUAUCAAGGAUGUAAACUUGUCUAGGGAUGCUAUGUGGCAAUUUUCCUCAUCCCUAGUUGGGUCGUGUUGCUACACCGAACAACGCCUUUCCUUUUUGAAUAGCAGAACUGGUAUUGUUCGUUACAUGUACAAGAACGGAAAGAAGGUGUUUUCUGGUUAUAUCAACAAUGACACGAAGAUUAUAUACAGAAGUGAAAGUGCCAAGCUUACAGUCCUCAUUCAGCUAUCAAGAGAAAUGUGGAACUUUGAAGAGAACGGGGAGAUUAUGUUUCACAAAUUGGUUAAUAAUUUGUUCCCCAAAAUAUUUCGACGCUGGAGAGAUAAGGGAACACACCACUCAAUAACCAUUGUGUUAUUCACUAGUAUGGAUCUCACUAGUGUUCCUUGGACCAAUAUUCUUCCUGGUGAGCGACCAUCGCAACGCCGAGAUUACUUCAGGGUAGUGGUCGACCAGGUGAAUAUUGUUCACUGGGAUCGGAUCAUGGCCAAUUUGAGACUCGAGUUCGCCAACUUCAAACGUGAUUGCAUGUUGAACCCUGAAAAAGACUCCAAUUACGUACUAGAGGGCCAGAUGUUGCCCUCCGUGAAAGGGAAUUUUCUAGAGGCUGUUAAUGUGGCGUUGGUGCUGUUCAGUAACCGCUUUAGCAAUACAGAUUUAAAACAUUCGCUAAACCAUUUUAUACUUAUAACACCAGGUACUGGAUUGUUUGACGUUGACUACAACUUACUUUUAGAAACAAGCAAGAAGAUGUCGUGCAUAGACACCAGUCUCGAUAUUGUUUGCUUGAGCCAACCACCUUUACAUGUGACCCCAUUAUUUCGCUUCAUCAAGGACGGGAAAAUUAGUCACUGUGUACCAAUAUGGUGUGAUAUUUCUUUCUUUAGAGAGAAACUGGACACUGCCGUUUCGCAAUGGAUGCCAAGAUGUAAGAUUUACGAAUUGCAAAUGAUGGGUGUGAUGGAGAACGAGGCUAGCGAUGCACGCAUUUCCCGUUUGUAUUUAAAGCAACAAGGUGACUCCCUAGUCAAUUCGAUGGAAAAGUAUGAUGAAUCCAUUUUCCUGCCUAUCAAAAAAAGGAACAAAUCUGAAUUGGUGUUCAAUAUCCCUGAGCCAAAGUUUAAAGCACCGUCCAUAAAAGAUUCCAAAGCAACACUUUCCUUAAUCUUUAAUGACAGAACCUCGCUUCUUCCAACAAACAGUUUAACAACUAAUUCCGCCGCAGUGGGGACUGUAGCCCAUCCUGCUGGAGAAAUCUCAGCAUUAUCCAGGUUGUACAAUAUCAACAAGUUUAGUGAGGACAAGGUGCCUGAAUCACCAACCGAGCUGUUGAAAAGUGUUUCAAGAUCAAUACAAAGUAGUCAAAUUGAAUCUUUUCGCAAAGAUUCAGAGUCUCCCAGAAUCAUCAAAGGCGAGACUCUAUUUUCCAGAAAGGAGGACAAACAACGUAAACAAUUUAAGGAACCAAAAGCGAAAGCUAGAAACAAACUUCCAUCUACCACAGACAUUGCAGAGACACCACAGCAUAAUUCCCUAUGGAUUGAAAUUGCAAACCCUUCGAGGGAAGUUACAAAUAAUGUGCUUCAAAAGUCGAACGUGAGUAGGUGGAGCAACCUUUUUCCAGAAAAAAUUCAACGUAAAUUGAUAAAAUGGAGAUCGUUUCAAGCACCAGCAGCAUUGCCAAUCACUACAGGGGUAUUCCCUACACACCAGGAACUACAGCUGAAGUACACAUUCCAAAACUAUUCAGUAUACUUAAACAGUGAAAACUACUUGGAAUUGAAGUCGACUCCGGAACUUAUGAGAGAAAUGAUACAGUUGCGGUUGAUGCUAGGGUUCCAAAUUUGCUAUGGCGAUGGUGUAAAAAAGGCUGAGGUUGAAAGAAUUCCGGCCGGUAGUGCUGAAUCCAUUAUCAAGUAUUUUCCAGAUAAUGAUUACCUUGGUUCUAGGAUAUACAUGUCGAUGGAUGACGAGAUACAUCGAAUUUAUUGCGACUAUAAUGGAAAUAUAAAUGUUCAACUUUAUCGAAAGACAGCUAAAGGUGAAGAGAAUAAGAUCACCCUUGGCCAACGAAUUGCUCAGCCCUACUUUCCUUUGAUAAGAACCAGAUACGCAGACGAUUAUUCACCAUCACAAGUGGAUGCAAUUGCUCAAUACCCGCAAAAGUACAACUGGAAUCAGUUUGAUCAGUUCUUGGCUGGAUUUGAUGAUGCCUUAUCGGACGACAAGAAGGAAUUCCACAAGAUGAAGUUUGUGGUUAUGCCUGCUGAAAUUCCCAAAAACGCAUACUAUUUGAGUAACGAACAUUUGAAUGCUGAGGAGAUAAGAGUUGAAGGAUUGAGGAAGUUGAUUGCCGUGAUUGAAAAGGGUACGUACAAGAAAGAACAAAACAAGCCUAAAACAGCUGACCGAUAUUCUGACGUCAAUUUUUACACUGGAAAUCUUUACGAUUUUUUGACGAUUGAAGCUGAAAAUUAUGAUACUACCGGAAACCAACCAACUUUGAUGAUUCCGGAAAAUAUGCGUUUCAACAAGAGUAUAAAGUUGUCAGAAUUGGCCACUGAGUUGCAAAACCCACAAUCGGGAUUGAAACUUGUAGAUAGGACAUGGCACUUCAAGAAGCAUUUGCAGUGCUUUAUUGGAAGUGAGCUUGUGACUUGGCUAGUGGACUGUUUUGAAGAUAUUGAUACACGAGAAGCUGCGGUAAGCUAUGGUCAAAACCUCUUGACUAAAGGUCUUUUCAAACACGUGGAGCUGAGACAUGGAUUUAUUGAUGGAUACUACUUCUACGAAUUUGAAGAGGAGUAUUUUGAGAAAAUAGAUAAAGUGAAUCGAGGUUCUUGGUUUAGCGGCGGGGGCAUCAAGAAGGAGGGCUCAAUUACGUCGAAAUCUACCGCGUCACCAAAGAUUCUAGGGCAAGAGGGGCAGGGGCUCGUGAAAGUCACAUCCGCUCAUAACAUUGGCUCUGAAGCAUCCUCCAUGGCGGACUCUACAGGCAGGAGAAGCAAAAAAUUUAUACUAAGCAAGGCUGUAAAGUUUGAUGUGGAUCCGUUGAAGAAAUCAUACAGGCCAGAAGUGAUCACUGUUCAUUAUGAUCGCGUUCACAAUCCUGACCAUUGCUAUCACAUCAGACUCCAAUGGCUCACUACCACCAACAAAUUUAUCGAGGAUACGAUAAUGGCGUGGUCUCGAUUGUGUGAAAGGCAUGGUUUGAAGUUGGUUGAAACUCCUUGGAAGGAAUUGUGCGUGAUACCGCGAUUGAGCCCAUUUCAUUCAUUUGUUGAAGUCAAGUUGUCGGUGAACCCACUAGUUGACGAUGAAUUUGCCGAUCCUAGCAUUAUAAACUCAAACAGGUAUUACUAUCACUUGUGUUUUUUGAAAAAGAUGAAUUUCUUACUUGAUAAUAGAGCCACUUCCUUUUUUCUGCGAGAUAAUAUAGACAUCACCUAUAGUUGGGGCAGACCGUCGUUUCAAUAUGCACAGUUUAUCCACCUGACGGGGUUCUAUAUCGUUGAAUUGAGAGACAAAGGCGAUUUCUUCUUGGCUCCCAACAACAUGCAUGUCACCAGAGUAAAUUCUACCAUGUCUCCUUCAGGAGAUUACGAAAGCAGUUCGAGGGCAACACAUUUGGACUCGCAAAAAGUGAUGUUAAAUUUCAGAGCAGCCUGUCAAAAUGUCGAGUUUUUGAGAGACUUGUUUCGCGAUGCAAAAUCAAAUUGGCAAGAGCAAUCAGUUUCACAAAUUACAUAA
This is a messenger RNA of Lodderomyces theae, 4380 nucleotides long. It is a transcript of the gene IML1, whose product is annotated as Iml1p. Lineage: Eukaryota; Fungi; Ascomycota; Pichiomycetes; Serinales; Debaryomycetaceae. The transcript has a single exon. Gene Ontology annotation, cellular component: GATOR1 complex. The record is from RefSeq and is a predicted model, not a curated record. Gene Ontology annotation, biological process: positive regulation of autophagy; intracellular signal transduction; negative regulation of TORC1 signaling. Gene Ontology annotation, molecular function: GTPase activator activity. The coding region runs from base 1 to 4380 and encodes 1459 amino acids.